Messenger RNA from Rhodofomes roseus, 2364 nucleotides. Its product is annotated as exo-beta-1,3-glucanase. The transcript is spliced from 15 exons. Gene Ontology annotation, molecular function: polygalacturonase activity. NCBI's taxonomy places the organism in Eukaryota, Fungi, Basidiomycota, Agaricomycetes, Polyporales, Fomitopsidaceae. Bases 1 to 2364 code for a protein of 787 amino acids. The record is from RefSeq and is a predicted model, not a curated record.
AUGCUGGUGCCUGUCCUUUCUUUGGUGUACGGCUUUCUGGCCUCUGCGCCCGCUGCUCUCGCACUAGGGUCGUCAUGCACCUCUGCGCUCAGCGGCGGGACCGCUGCAGCCACAGAUCCCUUUUGGAUGCAGAACAUCAAACACCAGGGAACUUCUGCCUUCAAUUCGGACCCUAGCUCCUACACCGUCUUCCGCAACGUCAAGGACUACGGUGCCGCUGGCGAUGGUACUACGGACGAUACAGCUGCUAUCAACUCUGCCAUCUCCGCUGGAAGCCGGUGUGGUGAUGGGACCUGCGCGUCGUCUACAGUCACGCCCGCUGUGGUCUACUUCCCCCAGGGUACCUACAAGAUAUCGAAGCCGCUCAUCUCGUACUAUUACACGCAGAUGAUUGGUGACGCACGGGUCCCACCCACCUUGCUGGCGUCAUCUGACUUCUCGGGUAUUGGGGUCAUUGAUGUGGACCCGUACAUCGACGGCGGAAAUGGCGCUCAGUGGUACAACGACACGAACAACUUCUACCGUGCCGUCCGGAACUUCGUCAUCGACCUCACCGACAUCGACGCGGCUACGAGCGCCACUGGCAUCCACUGGCAGGUCUCGCAGGGCACGUCGCUCUACAACGUCGUCUUCCAGAUGAGCACCGCGAGCAACACCGCCCACCAGGGUGUCUGGAUGGAGAACGGCAGUGGUGGUAUGAUGGGAGACUUGGUCUUCAACGGAGGAAAGUAUGGCAUGUGGGUCGGUAACCAGCAAUUCACUGUCCGGAAUGUGACCAUGAACAACUGUCAAACUGCUGUCUACAUGGACUGGAACUGGGGCUGGACGUUCCAGGGCGUGACGGUCAAUAACUGUCAGGUUGCCUUCGACGUGAUGACCGGUGGCACGACCGAGGACGCCCAGACCACGGGUGCGUUGGCAAUCAUCGACGCCACCGCGAGCAACACCCCCAUCUUUUACCGCACCUCCAAGGCCUCCAGCGGCACGCUUGCGGGCUCGGUCGUCCUCAACAACAUCGUGCUGAACAAUGUCCCCACGGCGGUCACCGUGCUCGAUGGCUCCGAGGUCCUCGCGGGCGGCACGAUGACGAUCGACAGCUGGGGCCAGGGCAACGUGUACUCGGGCACGGGCAGCUCCGCGAAAUUCACCUCGGGCGACAUCACGGGCCCGACGAAGGCGAGUAGCCUCCUGUCGAACGGCCAGAUCUUCGGAAGGACGAUCCCGCAGUAUGAGGACUAUGCGGUGGAUCAGUUCGUUAGUGUCAAGGACCAGGGCGCAAAGGGUGACGGCACGACAGACGAUACGUCUGCGCUGCAAGCUGUGUUCGAUAAGUACUCCGGAUGCUCCAUCAUCUACUUCGAUGCAGGAACCUACAUCGUCAGCAGCACGCUCCAGAUCCCUGCAGGCACGCAGUUGGUCGGCGAGGCUUGGGCGGUCAUCAUGGGCUCCGGCUCGGCCUUCCAGGACCAGACCAACCCCUCGCCCGUCGUCCAGGUCGGCGCGUCGGGCUCUUCAGGGAUACUGGAGAUCUCGAACAUGAUCUUCACCACAAAGGGACCUGCUGCUGGUGCGAUCGUCGUUGAGUGGAACGUCAACUCACCGACACAAGGUGGCGCUGGUAUAUGGGAUAGCUACAUCCGCUUGGGAGGUACUGCCGGUACGAACUUGGAGGUGGCGCAAUGCCCUUACACGCAGGCCGAGUCGUCGUCUUGCUUAGCAGCCUUCCUUGGCUUGCACUUAACGCCCAAGUCAAAUGCCUACCUCGAGGGCACUUGGGUCUGGCUUGCGGAUCAUGAUCUCGACGACACUGCUCAGACUGACCUUUCGCUGUACAGCGGCAGAGGUAUCCUCUCGCAGUCCGCCGGUCCAGUCUGGUUGAUUGGUACUGCUUCUGAGCACCAUGUUCUCUAUCAGUACAACAUCGCCGGCGCAAGCGACCACUACAUGGGCUUGAUCCAGACGGAAUCUUGUCCCACGGCUAACGGUACUUCACUCGCUCAGCCUUACUACCAACCAACCCCGGCGCCUCCGUCGCCGUUCUCGAUCGACAGCGCCUACGUCGACCCAAGCUUCCCGUCUGACUUGACCGCAGCAUGGGGUCUGUACAUCCAGUCGUCGACUGAUAUUUUGGUCUUCGGCGCUGGCCACUACAGCUUCUUCCAGCACUACGCCCAGACCUGCCUCAAAAGCGUGAACUGCCAGACGCAGAUCGUCAAUGUCGACACCGCGUCCACCGGAAUCAGCAUCUACAGUCUCUCGACUGUGGCCGUGACCAACGAGCUCAGCGUCGGCGGCUCGCCCGUCAUCACAGCCAGCAACAACGUCGACGGUCUUCAGGACACGAUCACUGCCUGGACGCAGUAA